AUGCCCGAGUACGGAGCAGCACACGAAUCGGUUCCAGUACAAGAACCCGUACCUCCGCCGCUGUACGCUCCUGAACAGGAAUUGGCUCCAGUACACGUUCCUGUCCCCGAUCCCGAACCCCGUCCAGUACAUGCACCAUCUCCGGUGCACGAACCUGUGCCUGUACAGGACACUAGUGUUCCGAAGCACAGACACCCUAACAGCACGAGAGACAACAUUGUUUUGCCA
Messenger RNA from Brenthis ino (lesser marbled fritillary), 228 nucleotides. Lineage: Eukaryota; Metazoa; Arthropoda; Insecta; Lepidoptera; Nymphalidae. The record is from the annotation of a GenBank genome assembly.